AUGGGCCGAGAAGAACAGGUCGAAGAACGCGAGGUUCUCGACUCCAUCUUCCCAGAUGAAAUCACAGACAUAUCCGAGACCGAAUACCGCAUAUCCAUAAAACUCGACCUCCCCGACGACAACAACGAUGACGAAACAGACGAGCCCCCAACCCUCGUCCUGCACGUGCGGUACCCAGACGACUACCCCGACGAGGCGCCCAUCCUCGACCUCUCGCCGCCGCAAAACGCCGUCCCGCACCCACACUUCUCCGUCGCCUCGGACAAGGCGCAGCUGCUAAAGGGGCUCGAGGACACGAUCCAGGAGAACAUGGGCAUGGCCAUGGUAUUCACGCUCGUAACGACGCUCAAGGAGGAAGCCGAGCAGCUGAUCGCGGAGCGGCGCGCGGCCGCCGCCCAAGUGCACGAGGAAGCGAUGUUAGCCGCGGAGCGCGAGGAAAACAAGAAGUUCCACGGCACGCCGGUGACGCCCGAGACGUUUCUCAAGUGGCGCGAGGGCUUUCUGAAAGAAAUGGAGGAGAAGCAGCGCCGGGAGGAGGAAGAGAAGCUCGCGGAGCUGAAGAAGGCCAAGGUGAAGGAGCCGGUGAGGUUGACGGGCAAGCAGCUCUGGGAGCGCGGAUUAGUGGGUAAGAUUGACGAGGGCGAGGACGACGACGGUAUUCCCGUCGACCAGGUUGACAAGCUCAAGAUUGAAGCAUGA
Daldinia loculata is the source of this 699-nucleotide messenger RNA. RefSeq names its product RWD-domain-containing protein. Lineage: Eukaryota; Fungi; Ascomycota; Sordariomycetes; Xylariales; Hypoxylaceae. The record is from RefSeq and is a predicted model, not a curated record. The coding region runs from base 1 to 699 and encodes 232 amino acids. Gene Ontology annotation, biological process: cytoplasmic translation. Gene Ontology annotation, molecular function: protein binding. The transcript is spliced from 2 exons.